Molecule: messenger RNA, 1344 nt
Organism: Guillardia theta CCMP2712
Lineage: Eukaryota; Cryptophyceae; Pyrenomonadales; Geminigeraceae
Exons: 4
Coding region: 1-1344 (447 amino acids)
Biological process (GO): nucleosome organization; regulation of transcription by RNA polymerase II
Cellular component (GO): nucleus; chromatin
Molecular function (GO): chromatin binding; ATP hydrolysis activity; ATP-dependent chromatin remodeler activity
Source: RefSeq, a predicted model, not a curated record
AUGAGCGAGCUUCUCCCUAUCCACUCUCAGCCCGAGAUCCUGCGAGGAGGUCAGCUCAGGGACUACCAGCUCGAUGGGCUGAAUUGGCUGGCCUCGCUGUACUGCAACGGCAUCGGAGGCAUCCUGGCAGAUGAGAUGGGGCUGGGAAAGACGGUGCAGACUGUGGCGUUCCUGGGCCUGAUGAUGCAGUGUGGGACGUCCGGCCCUUUCCUCCUGCUAGUCCCCAAGUCGACCAUGGGGAACUGGCAGCUGGAGGUUCAGAAGUGGAUCCCAACGGCCAGGCUGCUGGCCCUGCAGGGGACGGCGCAGGAGAGGGAGGAGCUGAUCUCGUCGGAGAUGGCAGCUGGGAGGUUCGACAUCCUGUUGACGAGCUACGAAGUGUUCCUGCGGCACAAGCAUGCGAUCUGCAGGGUCAGGUGGAGGUACGUGGCGAUCGACGAGGCGCACAGGAUCAAGAACGAGGAUUCUCAGCUGGCCCAGGUGGCCAGGGAGCUGAAGACUUGCGGGAGGCUGCUGAUCACCGGGACUCCGCUGCAGAACAACGUCCACGAGCUAUGGGCCCUGCUGAACUUCGUCCUCCCAGACGAGUUCCACUCCUCUCAGGACUUCGAGAACCUGUUCAGGCUGGACAGUACGACUGACGCUGCCGCCGUCACUGUUAACCUGCAGGGGAUCCUGGGCCCGUUCAUGCUCAGAAGGCUCAAGAGGGAUGUGGAGAGAAGCUUGCUUCCGAAGCAAGAGAUCAACGUCUACAUUCCACUCUCCAGCAUGCAGCGCAACCUGUACAGCCACAUCCUCAAGAAGGACCUUUCAGCCAUCAGCGGCAAGGGCGGCGACCGUUCCCAGCUGCUCAACAUCGUCAUGCAGCUGAGAAAAGCCUGCAACCACCCCUACCUCUUCGAGGGGCAGGAACCUGGACCCCCCUAUGUCGAGGGGGAGCACCUGGUGGACAACGCGGGAAAGAUGAAAGCGCUGGAUCAGCUGCUGAAGAAACUUCAUGCCAACCACUCGCGCGUGCUCUUGUUCUGCCAGAUGACCCGCAUGCUGGACAUAAUCGAGGACUACUGCAACUACCGCAAUUUCACAUACUGCAGGAUCGACGGCCAGUCGGUGGGAGCAGAACGGCAGGAAUCCAUCGCCGAGUUCAUGAAGGAGGGGUCGGACCGUUUCCUCUUCCUCCUCUCGACAAGGGCUGGAGGUUUGGGCCUGAAUCUGCAAGCAGCGGAUAAGGUCGUCCUCUACGACUCGGACUGGAACCCGCAGGCUGACAUUCAGAUCCGCCUCGCCGAUGACGAGAAGAAGCCCAAGGUCAAGUCAGCCAAAGGUUCGUUAGCUGGACGAUGA